UUGGAGGCGGAUACGAGCCUGUUAUUGAUGCUCCACACAGAUGAAGAUGCCAGAUGCACAGACGCAUCAGUUAUCAUGUUUUCUGCUUUUUGCAUUAGUUGUCCGCCUCGGUUCAGCGGCGGAGGUCUCCGUGUGGAACGUGGAGAUCAACUCGACACAGGAUGCAGUGUUUCGAAAGACGCUGUACGCCAACACCACCAUUUUCAUGAAGUUCCAGGGUGACACGGCGUCAUGUGAUAAAAACCUGGCCUUCAACAUCAGCUGGUACCUGCGCUCCUCUGUCUGCUACAACGAGGUCUUCAACACGCCGGACAACAAGGCGAUGAACAUGUUCGACAUGGAUCACAUGUUGAAGGAGGACUGGAGCGGCUUCUACAGCCACGGCUACAUGUACUUUGAGAACUGCUCCUCCCUCUUCUUACCAAAGGUGUAUUACCCCGACUUCAACCCAUAUCAGCCCCUCACCAGCCCCAAGAGUGACCCGUCCAAUCAGAGCCUCAUUUGGCCCGACAAACCGGACAUCAGUGCCGUGGCCAAGGCCUGGGGGGACAGUCCCUACCUGUUCAUAGUGAAAGUGCAGCCCAUUUUCCGCGGAGUCGACGACGAAGAAAACGUAGCGGAGCAGCUCAACUUCGCCUUCACAAUGAAAGUGGAGAUGAAGGGACCACAUGACUACUCCUCUCCUGCAGACUGGCCUCUGAUGAUGUUCUUCAUGUUGAUGUGCAUCGUGUACGUGCUGUUCGGCGCUCUGUGGCUCUUCUGGUGCGCCUGUUAUUGGAGAGAUCUGCUGCGGAUCCAGUUCUGGAUCGGAGCCGUCAUCAUCCUCGGCAUGCUGGAGAAAGCCGUGUUUUACUCAGAGUACCAGAGCAUCCGCUACAAAGGAGACUACGUCCAAGGCGCAGUGAUUUUUGCCGAGCUGCUCUCUGCUCUCAAAAGAUCUCUCGCUCGAAUCCUGGUGCUCAUCGUCAGUCUGGGAUACGGCAUAGUCAAACCCAGGUUGGGCACAUCAGUGCAUCGGCUGGUAGCUGUCGGGCUCCUCUACCUUCUCUUCUCCUCCGUGGAAGGUGUGCUCAGAGUCACAGGAGGUUUCUACGGGACGGUGGCUCUGGUGGCGAACCUCGGCCUCUCCCUUAUUGACUCCUGCGUCAUGUGGUGGAUUUUCAUCAGCCUGUCUCAGACCAUUCGCCUCCUGCAGCUGCGCAGAAACGUUGUGAAGCUGGCUCUCUACAAACACUUCACCAACACGCUCAUCUUCUCUGUGGUCGCUUCCAUCAUCUUCAUCAUCUGGACCACCAAAGUGUUCAAGCUGGUGGACUGCCAGAGGGGAUGGAGGGACUUGUGGGUCGACGAUGCUUUCUGGCGCCUGCUGUUCUCCACCAUCCUGAUGGUGAUCAUGGUGCUGCUGCGGCCCUCUGCUAACAGCCAGAGGUUCUCUCAUUCUCCUCUGAUUGAUGAAGAUGACGAUGAGGAAGAGGCCAAGGAGCCCAUGCUGAAUGAAGCUUUUGAGGGAAUGAAGAUGAGGGGAUCCAAGCCGGACUCUAAUGGCUCCCAGAAACUAUUGAGUAAAGAGGAUGAAGACCUAAAAUGGGUUGAGGAAAACAUUCCUACAUCUGUCAUUGAUGUAGCUCUCCCUGUAAUGCUGGAUGAGGAAGAGGAGAUUCUGAAAACCAAGUUGGAGCGAUCCAAAAUGGAGUAGAAGUCGUCGUGAGGAGAGGAUGUGAUGUAUUGGAAAGAAAGCAAUUUCACUGAGGCAGCAAUGAAUGCGUUCUCAGUGAUCUGAUUACCAAAAGAAAUGUGGGAAAAGCCAACCUUUCUCUUCUCCAGACACUUUGCGUUUCUGGUUUUAUUUCACAGGUAUUGUCGCACUGUAAUAAGCUCCGAGAAUAGUUUUUCAUAUUAAGAUCUUUACUGCGCAACAUGUAGUUUGGAGGGGUUGGUUUUCAGGAGGGAGGGGAAACUGAUGCAAGAGCACUUUGAUACAUAUAUUAAUUGUUUUGAAGACGCAUUCAAUGUCACAAAAUAGGUUAAAAUUCAACAGAAUACGUGCAUUUUACACAAUUAGAAAGUGCAUUGGAAUUAGACUAAAACAAUAUUUCACAUAUAAGAAACGACGCAAUUCAAUCCAAUUGAAAAAGUGAUCCUAGCGCCUGAUUUGUCAAAUUUGUAGGACUGCAACGACUGAUUACUGAUCCGUUCAGGUACAAAUCAUGUUGAUAAUUGGGCAGUUUUAUCCAGCCAGAUAUAUCUGAUAAUUGUACAGAUGGAGCUUAAAACACACGCUGAAAACGGCAAGUUAUUGUUCAUAAUGAAGUCUGAUACUUGAACUUCUCUAUAAUGUGCUGUAAAAAGACUAGAAAUGUAAAAAAAAGCAGUUUUCAUAAUAACAAUACAUUUCAUAUUUAAAUAUAUAGAUAUGGUGUGAUUAGCCAUUUAACCAGAUAACAACAAUUUAUUAUUUCAUAAGCUAAUUUCUUAUAGCUUCUUCAACAAAUCAUAUAUGUAUAUCGUUUUGUUAACACACGACUAACACUGUUAUCUGGCUCAAUGAUUAAUCUAAAUAUAGAAAUACAGAACUUACUUUUAUAAUUUGUGAACACGGUGAAUCAGUGUGUAUUGAAACUUGAAGCAUAUCACCGUAAGAUGUACAUGUGUGUGUUAACGACAACACACUGUUAUCUGUUCUGGGAGAAUGUAAUAUAUAUAAACACAGUGUCAUCGGAGGCAUUCAGAUUGUCAUCCGAGGUGUUCAGAUUGUCAUCAGAGGCGUUCAGAUUGUCAUCAGAAGUGUUCAGAUUGUCACUUCAACGCUUCAAUUUCAAGCUCCUGGAAAUAAGAGUCUAAUAAUAGCGAUUUUAGAGCUUUUACUGACAAAUGAAAGACUGCACGGUCCUCAGAGGGGAAACAUUUAUGAAAAAGACCCGCUUUCAAGGAUAAGUAGUCUAAAAUUAAGGAUGUUUAUUUUAUUUUUAUCUCUAAAAAAUAAGCUUUUAUAGCGUCUCCAUUAAUAGCUGUGAUUUAUGUCUACUUAAUUUCACCAUUUAUUUUAGCUACUGUAUCACAGAAUCCACUGCUAAGCCUCACAGAUGUGGUGUCGGCCUACAUUUAAAUUAUGUACUGUAUGUAUGUAAUCCUUUCUCAGAGUUUUGCCACCCUAAUUCAGUUGCACAGUGUAGAUUAAAAUGAAAAAUCUGUACAUGCUAAAUGAAUCAUUUCCAUUUCACCCAUCAAUCCCAUUUACACUCCCAAUAAUCCUGCCUUUCUGUGGCAGAAUGAUAUGCCCGUCCUUGUUAAAACUACUGCAGUACAGUAUGUGUGUAUGUUUUAAAACUCUUAAUUAAUGUCUCUUUUUUUUAAUAUAUAUUUGUCCAACUCUUGUUGAGGAUUUAUUUUUAUUUUAGAGAGAAACUACAGCCCAAUUUCUGGAUGUGAGUCUGCGUAGUAAUGUAAAGCUGAUGAUAUUGUAUGGCUUUUUGCGUGUGUCCUGCAAAUAAAAUUUAUAUUAUAACACAA
This is a messenger RNA of Gymnodraco acuticeps, 3510 nucleotides long. RefSeq names its product transmembrane protein 87A-like. Gene Ontology annotation, biological process: retrograde transport, endosome to Golgi. Lineage: Eukaryota; Metazoa; Chordata; Actinopteri; Perciformes; Bathydraconidae. The transcript is spliced from 20 exons. The record is from RefSeq and is a predicted model, not a curated record. Bases 41 to 1696 code for a protein of 551 amino acids. Gene Ontology annotation, cellular component: Golgi cisterna membrane; Golgi apparatus.